AUGGCUAAUUUACCCAAUAGUUUGGGUGAUAAAGAAAAAGCGACUCAUCAAUCAAAUUCAUCAUUGCAUAGUAAUUAUUCUCGUAUGACGGUAAAUUCUCAAAUAUCAGCAUUAUAUAAUAAUUCAUCCUCAAGCAAACAUAAUUUAUUCACAAAAGUCGGUCAUCGUUUACAAUCAAUGUACAAACGUUUUAAAGGUACACAUACACAACUAACAGAAAUGGAAAUACAAGUUUUGAUCACGUUAACGUCUUUUACAAGAGAAGAAGUAUAUGAAUGGCAUGAAAAAUUUCUUCACGAUUGUCCAAACGGUUUUAUGUCUCGUAAACAAUUUGUUCAAAUGUACAAACAAUUAUCUCCGAAAGGUGAUGCUGAACGAUUUGCCAAACAUGUUUAUCGUGCAUUUGAUCUUGAUAAAUCUGGACAAGUGGAUUUUAAAGAAUUUAUCAUUGGACUAAGUAUAACAAGUUCAAAUUCAACACCAAAACAAAAAUUACAAUGGAUAUUUAAUGUAUUCGACAUCGAUGGAAAUGGAUAUUUAACACGUAAAGAAUGUUGUGAAGUUGUUGAAUCUAUUGUCCGAUUUAAUUCAAAUGAUGAAAAUACAGAAGAAUUAGCUAAACAACGAAUGAUGAAAAUAUUCAAUGAAUCAGAUGGAAAUAAACAUGAUCAAUUAACAUUGAAUGACUUUAUUCGAGGAUGUGAGAAAGAUACACUUAUAUAUAAUUUAUUAUUACCAUCUAAAACUACGACAUCUACCACUACAUUAAAUUCUUCCGAUGUUUGA
Messenger RNA from Didymodactylos carnosus, 786 nucleotides. Lineage: Eukaryota; Metazoa; Rotifera; Eurotatoria; Philodinida; Philodinidae. The record is from the annotation of a GenBank genome assembly.